AUGGUAGACCCAAGCAUCAACGAUGACAGUGGCGCCACCGAUGCUCUUCACAUGGUGCAGACAGACCUAUAUCUUGCGCCAGCACCCACCACGGCCGACGGAGUCACGUUCUACCCGCUUACUGCCUCAUGCGAUCCUCUCGCCGCCUACCUCUCGCCCAUCCCUCUUGUCGGCUCCGGCAUUCACUACUUCACGCAGUUGCUCUUCGAGCAACCUUCGAAUCUUAAAAUCCCCGCUAAAUAUGGGUGGUACUGGAUCGAUACGGUACUCAAUAGAGUGAGCUUCCCAUUGAAGGAAUUUGUUGACGAUGUUGGCCUGGGGGAACCCAUUGCGGCGAAUUACUUUGUGGAGCACCGUCUGAGUCUUUUAUGA
This is a messenger RNA of Aspergillus aculeatus ATCC 16872, 372 nucleotides long. RefSeq names its product YbhB/YbcL family Raf kinase inhibitor-like protein. Bases 1 to 372 code for a protein of 123 amino acids. The record is from RefSeq and is a predicted model, not a curated record. Lineage: Eukaryota; Fungi; Ascomycota; Eurotiomycetes; Eurotiales; Aspergillaceae. The transcript has a single exon.